This is a messenger RNA of Siniperca chuatsi (mandarin fish), 15972 nucleotides long. It is a transcript of the gene ryr3, whose product is annotated as ryanodine receptor 3. The transcript is spliced from 108 exons. The coding region runs from base 90 to 14960 and encodes 4956 amino acids. The record is from RefSeq and is a predicted model, not a curated record. Gene Ontology annotation, molecular function: protein binding; calcium ion binding; ryanodine-sensitive calcium-release channel activity. NCBI's taxonomy places the organism in Eukaryota, Metazoa, Chordata, Actinopteri, Centrarchiformes, Sinipercidae. Gene Ontology annotation, biological process: calcium ion transmembrane transport; intracellular calcium ion homeostasis. Gene Ontology annotation, cellular component: calcium channel complex; smooth endoplasmic reticulum; Z disc.
AUGCUAAUAUCGGCUUGAGAGGCACAGCAUCGCGUUUCUGCCGGCAGUCAGUGGUGGCUUCCAGAGUCUGAGCAGGCUCCUUCACAGCCAUGGCUGAGGGCGGAGAAGGGGAAGAUGAGAUCCAGUUCUUGAGGACUGAUGAUGAGGUGGUGCUCCAGUGUGUGGCCACCGUCCAGAAGGAGCACCGCAAGUUCUGCCUGGCCGCCGAGGGACUCGGAAACCGUCUGUGUUACCUGGAAUCCACAUCUGAUGCUAAGUAUGUUCCUCCAGACCUAUGUAUUUGUAACUUUGUGUUGGAGCAGUCCCUGUCAGUGCGGGCCCUGCAGGAGAUGCUGGCUAACACUGGGCAGAACAGCGAAGGGAGUGCUGACCAUGAAAAAUGGAGGUUGAUUAAAAAGGCGGGUCAGGGGGGUGGACACCGGACCCUGCUCUACGGUCAUGCCAUCCUCCUUCGCCACUCCUUCAGUGAUAUGUACCUGACCUGUUUGAAGACAUCAAGGUCUCUGACAGACAAGCUGUCAUUUGAUGUUGGAUUACAAGAAGAUUCAAUAGGAGAGGCCUGCUGGUGGACCAUCCACCCUGCAUCCAAGCAGAGGUCCGAGGGAGAGAAAGUCCGCAUCGGAGACGACCUGAUCCUUGUCAGUGUGUCGACAGAGAGAUACCUGCACCUCUCUAUCUCCAAUGGCAACAACCAGGUGGAUGCCUCCUUCAUGCAGACCCUGUGGAACAUCCAACCUACCUGCUCUUCAGGCAACAUGACUGUAGGGUUUUUGAUUGGUGGACAUGUGAUGCGUCUUUGUCAUGGGCAUGAUGAGAGCUUGACCAUCCCUGGAGCAGACAAGAGUAUGGAGGAGCAGAGGAUAGUCAACUAUGAGGCGGGUAAGGGAGCAUCAAAGGCUCGCUCACUUUGGAGACUGGAGCCUCUCAGGAUCAGCUGGAGUGGUAGCCACAUUCGCUGGGGUCAGGCCUUCCGACUACGCCACCUCUCUACUGGCCAUUACCUGGCCCUGACUGAGGACCGUGGACUGGUCUUGCAGGACAGGGAGAAGUGCGACACCACGGCCACUGCCUUCUGCUUCAGGCCCUCCAAGGAAAAGGGCGACUUGGGCCCAAAGAGGGACAUUGACGGCAUGGGAGUUCCAGAGAUCAAGUACGGAGACUCUGUCUGCUUCGUCAUGCAUGUGGCAACAGGACUGUGGCUGUCUUACCUGGCGCCUGAUGCCAAAUCGUCUCGCCUGGGACCCCUGAAAAGAAGGGCCUGCCUGCAUUCUGAGGGCCACAUGGACGAUGGGCUUAUCCUGCAGCGCUGUCAGCAUGAGGAGUCUCGAGCUGCUCGCAUCAUCCGCAACACCACGUUCCUCUUCGCCAACUUCAUCAAGGCUUUGGACAGAACAGCGGAGGGUGAGACCAUGGUGGUGGCUGGGUAUGUUGAAGAGGUGCUGCAGACGCUGAACGACCUGAUAGAGUACUUCAAACAGCCCGAUUCAGAGCUGGAGCACGAGGAGAAACAGUGUCUUCUCCGUUCACUCAUCAAACGUCAAGACCUCUUCAAGGAGGAGGGCAUGCUGACCCUCCUGUCCAAAUGCAUUGACCGAAUGAACCUAUACAACAGCGCUGCCCACUUUGGAGAGGUUGCUGGGGAGGAGGCAGGCGCAGCGUGGAAGGACAUUCUCAACCUCCUCUAUGAACUCUUGGCUGCACUGAUUCGUGGGAACAGGAACAACUGCACCCAGUUUUCCCGCAACUUGGACUGGUUGGUCAGCAAACUGGAGAGACUGGAAUCUUCAUCAGGGAUCCUGGAAGUCCUUCACUGUAUCUUGGUAGAAAGUCCGGAGGCUCUGAACAUCAUUCAGAGAGCUCACAUAAAAUCCAUAAUCUCUCUGCUCUAUAAGCAUGGACGCAACCACAAGAUUCUGGAUGUCCUGUGUUCCCUCUGUGUUUGUAAUGGGGUGGCAGUGAGAGCCAAUCAGAAUCUGAUCUGUGACAACUUGCUUCCCAAGAGGGACCUGCUGCUUCAGACUCGACUGGUCAAUGAUGUUCAGAGUAUGAGGCCAAACAUCUUCCUGGGCGUGGCUGAUGGUUCAGCUCAGUAUAAGAAGUGGUAUUUUGAGCUUGUGAUUGACCAGGUGGACCACUUUGUAACUGGAGAGCCGACCCACCUGAGGGUAGGCUGGGCCAACACUAAAGGCUACGCUCCGUACCCUGGUGGAGGAGAGGGAUGGGGUGGUAACGGUGUCGGGGAUGACCUGUACUCUUACAGCUUUGAUGGACUUCAUCUCUGGUCAGGCCGAAUCCCGAGGGCCGUGGCCUCCAUUAACCAGCACCUGCUGAACUCAGACGAUGUGAUCAGCUGCUGUCUGGAUUUGGGUGCUCCCAGCAUGUCCUUCAGGAUCAACGGGCAGCCUGUCCAGGGCAUGUUCGAGGACUUCAAUACCGAGGGAUUCUUCUUCCCCGUUGUCAGCUUCUCUGCAGGUGUCAAGGCUCGUUUCCUGUUGGGUGGACGCCACGGAGAUUUCAAGUUCCUGCCACCCGCUGGUUACUCUGCGUGCUACGAGGCGCUGUUGCCCAAAGAGAAGAUGCAUGUAGAGCCUGUGAAGGAGUACAAGAGGGACCACGAAGGGGUCCGUGACCUGCUGGGAACCACCCAGUUCCUCUCUCAGGCCUCCUUCAUCCCCACUCCUGUUGAUACCAGCCAGAUUGUUCUUCCCCCUCACCUGGACAACGUCCGGGACAAGCUGGCAGAAAACAUCCACGAACUGUGGGGGAUGAACAAGAUUGAACUGGGCUGGACCUAUGGCAAGGUUCGUGAUGAUAACAAGAGGCAGCACCCUUGCCUUGUGGAUUUCACCAAGCUGCCUGAAACUGAAAGGAACUACAACCUGCAGAUGUCCAGUGAAACACUUAAGACCCUUUUGGCUCUUGAAUGCCAUGUUUCCCAGGUCAACGUUCACGCUGAGGACGAUCUGAAGAAAAUCAAACUUCCCAAAGACUACAUGAUGUCUAAUGGUUAUAAGCCUGCGCCACUGGAGCUCUCUGACGUGAAACUGACUGCAGGUCAGGAGGUUCUAGUUGAUAAACUGGCCGAGAAUGCACACAACGUGUGGGCCAAAGACAGAAUUAAACAAGGAUGGACCUAUGGCAUCCAGCAGGAUUUGAAGAGCAGGCGUAAUCCUCGCCUGGUGCCAUACGCUUUACUGGAUGAGCGCACUAAGAAAUCUAACAGAGACAGUCUGAGAGAGGCCAUCAGGACCAUGGUUGGAUAUGGAUAUGACAUCGACCCCCCAGACCAGGAGGGCACCCAUGUGGUGGAUGAUCAGAGCAUCGAGACCAUCCGCCUCUUCCGUGUGGAGCAGACAUAUGCAGUGAAGACGGGAAAGUGGUACUUUGAAUUUGAGGCCCUGAGUGGCGGUGAUAUGAGGGUUGGCUGGGCCAGACCAGGCUGCAGGCCCGAUGUGGAACUAGGAGCGGAUGACCAGGCCUUCGUCUUCGAUGGAUACAGGGGUCGACGUAUGCAUGCAGGCAGCCGCUACUUUGGACUUCCUUGGAAAAAGGGCGACGUGGUCGGUUGCAUGAUCAACAUGGAGGACAAAUCCAUGAUUUUCACCCUGAACGGAGAGCUCCUGAUCACCAACAAGGGCUCUGAGCUUUGCUUCACUGACUUUGAGACAGAGGACGGUUUCAUCCCUGUGUGCAGUCUGGGCAUGUCUCAGAGCGGACGUAUGAACUUGGGUAAGGAUGCCAGCACUUUAAAGUACUACACCAUGUGCGGUCUCCAGGAAGGCUUUGAGCCCUUCGCUGUCAACAUGAACAGAGAUAUCACCAUGUGGUUCAGCAAGCGCCUUCCCACUUUUGUCAACGUACCCCAGGACCACAUACAUAUCGAGGUGACGAGGAUCGACGGAACGGUAGACAGCCCUCCCUGCCUCAAGGUCACCCACAAGACGUUUGGCACACAGAACAGCAACAAUGAUAUGCUCUACUGUAGACUGAGCAUGCCUGUGGAGUUCUAUUCUGUAGACAAGUUACUGGACGAAUCACUGAAACUCAGCCAUCCUCCAAAAGAAGAUGGAACUGUUGACUACGGAAGCAUCACAACUUACUACCACUCAGUGAGAGUGUUUGCUGGACAGGACCCUGCGUCAGUGUGGGUGGGCUGGGUCACUCCGGACUAUCAUUACCAUAGCAAGAACUUCAGCCUCCAUAAGACACGAACAGUCACCGUCACCCUGGGAGAUGAGAGGGGCCGAGUUCAUGAGAGUGUCCAGAGGAGCAACUGCUACAUGGUGUGUGGAGCGGACGUAAUCGGUCCAUCUUCCUCCAGCCGCUCCAACUCUGACCUGGAGAUCGGCUGUCUGGUCGACCUGGCCACUGGCCUCGUCUCUUUCACUGCCAACGGCAAGGAGCUGUCCACAACAUAUCAGGUUGAGCCAAAUACCAAGCUGUUCCCAGCUGUGUUUGUACGCCCCACUAGUGCAAACCUCUUCCAGUUUGAAUUUGUCAAGAUCAAGGAUGCGAUGCCGCUCUCGUCAGCCAUUUUCAAGAGCGAGCACAGGAACCCGGUGCCGCAGUGCCCGCCACGACUGGAUGUGCAGACCAUCGUGGCCGUGCUGUGGAGCCGGAUGCCAAACACCUUCCUCCGAGUGGAGACUGCUCGGGUUAGCGAGAGGCACGGCUGGGUAGUCCAGUGUCUGGAACCGCUGCAAAUGAUGGCCGUACAUAUACCUGAGGAGAACAGGUGUUUGGACAUCCUGGAGUUAUCUGAGCAUGAAGACCUAAGAAAGUUCCACUACCACACACUGAAGCUGUACUGUGCCCUCUGUGCCCUGGGAAACACCCGCGUUGCUCACGCCCUCUGCAGCCACUUGGACCAAUCACAGUUCCUCUACAUCAUCGACAACCAGUACCUCUCUGGCAUGCUGAGAGAGGGCUUCUACAAUGUCCUUAUCAGCAUCCAUCUUGAGACGGCAAAGGAGGCUCGCCUAAUGAUGAACAACGAGUUCAUCAUCCCUGUGACGGAUGAGACUCGCUCCAUCAAGCUGUUCCCUGACGAGUCCAAGCGGCACUCGCUGCCUGGCGUGGGCUUGAGCACCUCCCUCAAACCUCGGGUCAACUUCUCCCCCGUCGGCAUCAUAAACACAAAACGCCACCAGUACCUCUACAGCCCCCAGAUCCCUCUGGGCAUCCUGAAAGAGAAAGCCAUCAGCAUGCUCACUGAGGCUGUGCAGGGUGGAGGCACGCACAUCCGAGACCCGGUAGGUGGCAGCGUACAGUACCAGUUUGUCCCCAUCCUGAAGCUGAUUGGAACUCUGUUAAUCAUGGGAGUCCUAACCAGUGAGGAGGUGAGACUGAUUCUCCUCCUGAUUGACCCCAACGUGUUCGGAGAGGUCAAGGAGGGUGAGGAAGUCAAGGGGGAUGAAGUGGCCGUGGCGGGGGAGAAGGAGGAGGUGAGCAAGAACGAGGAGAAGGCUGUGGAGGCAGGAGAGGAGGAGACAAAGGAGAGUAAACCGCCAGUUAAAGGUCUGCUGGAGAAGUCACUGCCCGAGUCUGUCAAACGCCAGAUGUGUGAGCUGCUGCACUACUUCUGUGACUGUGAGCUGAAGCACCGCAUCGAGGCCAUCGUCUCCUUCUCCGACAACUUCGUGUCCAAGCUGCAGUUCAACCAGAAGUUCCGCUACAAUGAGUUGAUGCUGGCGCUCAACAUGUCUGCCGCCGUCACUGCCAAGAAGACUAAAGAGUUUCGAUCACCCCCACAGGAGCAGAUCAACAUCCUGUUGAAUUUCAGUGCAGGGGAGGACUGCCCCUGUCCCGAGGAGAUCCAGGAUGAACUCAACUCCUUCCAUGAAGAAUUGCGACUGCACUGUGGAAUUCCCGUGGAGGAGGAAGAGGAAGAGCAGGACACUUCGAUAAAAGGCCGUCUCCUAGCUUUACUCUACAAGAUCAAAGGUCCACCUCAGAAGACAGAGGAGGAACCCACGGAGAUGGAACAGGCUGCUCCCACCAACCUGAAGGAGCUCAUCUCCCAGACCAUAACCAGCUGGGCUCAGGAGUCUCACAUCCAGGACCCAGAGCUGGUCAGAGUGAUGUUCAGCCUGCUAAGGAGACAGUAUGACGGCAUCGGGGAGCUGCUCCGGGCCAUGAAGAAAUCCUACACGAUCAGUGCCGCGUCUGUGCAGGAUGCUGUUAACCUGUUGGUAUCUCUGGGUCAGAUAAGAUCUCUGCUGUCAGUACGCAUGGGCAAGGAGGAGGAGAAACUCAUGAUUGAUGGUCUCGGUGACAUCAUGAACAACAAGGUUUUCUACCAACAUCCCAACCUGAUGAGAGUGCUGGGCAUGCACGAGACUGUCAUGGAGGUCAUGGUCAAUGUGCUGGGAGGAGACAAGUCACAGGAGAUCGCCUUCCCCAAGAUGGUGGCUAGCUGUUGUCGUUUCUUGUGCUACUUCUGUCGUAUUAGCCGCCAGAACCAGAAAGCCAUGUUUGACCACCUGAGCUACCUGCUGGAGAACAGCAGUGUCGGGCUGGCCUCUGAAGCUAUGCGGGGCUCCACUCCUCUGGAUGUUGCAGCUUCUUCAGUGAUGGACAACAACGGCCUGGCUCUGGCCCUGGAAGAGCCCGAUCUGGAGAAGGUGGUGACAUACCUGGCAGGCUGUGGUCUUCAGAGUUGUGCCAUGCUGGUUGCUAAGGGUUACCCAGAUCUCGGCUGGAACCCUAUAGAAGGAGAGCGUUACCUGUCCUUCCUGAGAUUCGCCGUCUUCUGCAAUGGUGAGAGUGUGGAGGAAAAUGCCAACGUGGUGGUGAAGCUGCUGAUCAGACGUCCAGAGUGUUUCGGCCCCGCCCUGAGGGGAGAGGGAGGUCAGGGUCUGCUAGCCGCCAUGAAGGAGGCCAUCAAGAUCUCUGACGAUCCUGCAGUGGACCUGCCCAAGACCCCCACUGGAGUCCCUACUGGGUCUGGUGAUGAAGAAGGAGAAGUUAUUCACAUGGGCAACGCCAUCAUGUCCUUCUACUCAGCUCUCAUAGACCUGCUGGGACGCUGCGCUCCAGAGAUGCAUCUUAUCAAUGCUGGUAAAGGUGAGGCGCUGCGUAUCCGGGCCAUCUUGCGCUCUCUGGUUCCCACUGUAGAUCUGGUGGGCAUCAUCAGCAUCCCCCUCAAAAUGCCUGUGGUUAAUAAAGAUGGCACAGUGACAGAGCCCGACAUGUCAGCCUGUUUCUGUCCAGACCACAAGGCCCCGAUGGUGCUCUUCCUGGAUCGAGUGUACGGCAUCGAAAACCAGAGCUUCCUGCUCCAGAUGUUGGAGGUUGGCUUCCUGCCUGACCUCCGAGCCUCGGCGUCUCUGGACACAGAGGUGUUGAGCACCACUGAGACAGCGUUGGCCAUGAACAGGUACAUCGGCUCGGCCCUGCUGCCUCUGCUGACCCGCUGUGCUGCUCUGUUUGCCAACACAGAGCACUACGCACAGCUGAUUGACUCUACGCUGCAGACUAUCUACCGGCUGUCCAAAGGCCGCUCACUCACCAAAGCCCAAAGGGACGCCAUUGAGGAGUGUCUGCUGGCUAUCUGCAAGCAUCUGCGUCCUUCCAUGAUGCAGCAGCUGCUCAGACGGCUAGUUUUCGACGUUCCCAUGCUCACUGAAUACUGCAUGAUACCUCUCCGGCUUCUGACCAGCCACUAUGAGCAGAACUGGAAGUACUACUGCCUGCCUUCUGGUAUGGGCACCUUUGGCAUAGCCUCUGAGGAGGAGCUCCUCCUAACCAAGAAACUCUUCUGGGGAAUAUUUGACUCCCUUUCUCACAAGAAGUAUGAUGCUGAACUUUUCAAAAUGGCCAUGUCAUGUCUAUGUGCCAUUGCUGGAGCCCUGCCUCCAGACUUUGUGGAUGCCAGUCUUGGAGCAACUCUGGAAAAACAGGCGUCAGUGGAUGCACAGGGCAACUUUGAUCCCAAACCCAUCAACACUACCAAUAUCUCCCUUCCUGAAAAACUUGAGUACAUUGCCAACAAAUAUGCAGAGCAUUCCCAUGACAAGUGGUCCUCGGAGAAGGUUUCAGCAGGCUGGAAAUAUGGAGACAGUGUGGAUGAGCAGGCCAAAUCUCAUCCACUGCUGAAGCCUUACAAAGCUCUGAGUGAGAAGGAGAGAGAAACAUACCGCUGGCCAGUGAGGGAGUCAUUAAAGAGCAUGCUGGCUAUGGGCUGGAACAUUGAGAGGACCAAGGAAGGAGAAGCCAUGUUCCAACAGCGAGAGAGCGAAAAACAACGAAAGAUCUCAGAGUCUCAGGUUAAUGGAUUUAGUCCUGCUCCGAUGGACUUGCACAAUGUGACCUUGUCUAGAGAGUUACAGGGCAUGGUGGAGGUGGUUGCUGAAAAUUACCACAACAUCUGGGCCAAGAAGAAGAAAACUGAACUCGUUAGCAAAGGAGGAGGGACCCACUCGCUGCUGGUUCCCUAUGACACCCUGACAGCUAAAGAGAAGUACAGAGACAGAGAGAAGGCCCAGGAUCUCUUCAAGUUUCUGCAGAUCAGUGGCUAUGCCAUCACAAGAGGUCUGAAGGACAUGGAGCAGGACUCAUCAACCAUGGAGAAGCGUUUUUGCUACAAGUUCCUCAAAAGGCUGCUGAAGUACGUCGACUCUGCCCAGGAGUUCAUCGCUCAUCUUGAGGCUAUGGCCACCAGUGGGAAGACAGACAAAUCACCUCAUGACCAGGAAAUCAAGUUCUUUGCCAAGGUGUUGCUUCCACUGACAGAUCAAACUUUAAAGAACCACUGUCUGUACUUCCUGUCCACACCCAGCAAGAACAUGAGCAGCUGUGGCUGUGCCUCCAACAAAGAGAAGGAGAUGGUCACCAGCCUGUUCUGUAAGCUGGCAGCUCUUGUCAGACACAGGAUUUCUCUCUUUGGAAGUGACUCUGCAAUGAUGGUGAGCUGCCUGCACAUCCUCACUCACUCACUUGACACCAGAACGGUGAUGAAGUCUGGCUCAGAGCUGGUCAAAGCCGGGUUUCGGUCGUUCUUUGAGAAUGCAUCGGAGGACCUGGAGAAGCUGCUGGAGAUGCUAAAACUGGGGAAGUUCAUGCAGUCCCGUGCCCAGAUGAAGAGCGUCAGCCAGAGCAUCAACUAUGUGACUGUGGCGCUGCUGCCCAUCCUCACGGCCCUGUUUGAGCACAUCAGGACACAUGAGUUUGGAGUGGACCUGCUGUUGGAUGAUGUGCAGCUGUCCUGCUACCGAAUAUUGACCUGUUUGUACUCUCUGGGAACAGGAAAGAACAUCUUUGUGGAGAGACAUCUUCCAGCACUGGGGGAGAGCCUGGCGACCCUGGUGGGAGCCAUGCCUGUGGCGUUCCUGGAGCCCCACCUAAACGCCCACAACCCGCUCUCUGUCUUCAACACCAAGACCCCACGAGAGAGAGCCAUCCUCAGUAUGCCAGACACAGUGGAGGAGAUGUGUCCAGAGAUGCCUCGUCUUGACAGACUGCUGAAAGAUGUCAACGAUGUCUCAGAGUCUGGAGCUCGCUACAGUGACAUGCCACAGGUCAUUGAGGUGAUCCUUCCCAUGCUGUGUAACUAUUUGUCCUACUGGUGGGAGAAAGGUCCAGAGAACUCACCUCCAGGUGCCCAGUGCUGCACUACGGUGACCUCUGAACACCUCAGCAUCAUCCUGGGAAACAUCCUCAAGAUCCUCAACAACAACCUGGGCAUCGAUGACGCCCCCUGGAUGAAGAGGAUUGCAGUCUACUCUCAGCCAAUCAUCUGCAAGGCUGGAGCAGAUCUGCUGAGAACCCACUUCCUGCCCACACUGGACAAACUGAAGAAGAAGACAGUGAAGGUUGUGGCUGAAGAGGAGCUGCUGAAGGCUGACGGUAAAGGUGACAACCAGGAGGCCGAGCUGCUCAUCCUGGAUGAGUUUGCUGUGCUCUGCAGAGACCUCUAUGCUUUCUACCCCAUGCUCAUCCGUUAUGUGGACAACAACAGGUCCAGGUGGCUGAAGGGGCCGGAUGCCGACUCUACUGAGCUCUUCAGGAUGGUGGCUGAGAUCUUCAUCCUCUGGUGCAAGUCCCAUAACUUUAAGCGUGAAGAGCAAAACUUUGUGGUUCAGAAUGAGAUCAACAAUUUGGGCUUCUUGACUGGAGAGGGCAAGACGAAGAUGUCCAAGUCAGGGGGGGACCAGGAGAGGAAACACAAGCGCCGUCGAGGUGAGUACUACUCCAUCCAGACCUCUCUGAUCGUAGCUGCCCUGAAGAAGAUGCUGCCCAUCGGCCUCAACAUGUGCACCCCAGGAGACCAGGAGCUCAUCUCCCUUGCCAAGAUUCGCUACAGUCUGAGAGACACAGAUGAUGAGGUGAAGGAUCACUUGCGUCAGAAUCUCCAUCUCCAGGACAAAUCUGAUGACCCCGCAGUCCAGUGGCAGCUGAACCUGUACAAGGACGUGGUGGUGAAGAGCGAGGAACCUGCAAACCCAGAACACACAGUGGACCGAGUGCAGAGCAUCUCUGCUGCACUCUUUCACCUGGAGCAGGUGGAACAGCCUCUGAGAAAUAAGAAGUGUGUGUGGCAGAAGCUGCUGUCCAAACAGCGUAAGCGUGCUGUGGUGGCUUGUUUCCGCAUGGCUCCACUCUACAAUCUACCCAGGCAUCGCGCUAUCAACUUCUUCAUCCCGGCCUAUCAGAGACUUUGGAUAGAGGCAGAGGAGUACUCCUUUGAGGAGAAGCUAGUUCAGGAUCUGGCAGUAAGUACUGGGCUCGCCUUGCCCUUGCCCCACGUGCCCUGCGUUGGCACCCCUCUGCCAGUCCUGUCUGCCGAAUGCUUCUUUAGCUCCGUGCCUGUCGAGCCUUGGGAGCGCGCCCGGGUGGGGACCUCGCCCAAAGCACCCAGGGGCACCCGCUCUAGGCGUGCAAAACCCUUCAAACAGAGAUCCGUCAGGGGUCAGAGGCUGCAUGACCAACUCAGGAGACACAGGGCCAGCUCCGGCGCUCACAGCUCUAGAAAAGCAGGCUAUGCCUUUCUGACAGCAGUGAAAACGCCGAUGAAAAUUGUGGAGGAGGAGGAAGAAGAGGUGGCUGAGAUCCAGCCAGACCCUCUCCACCAACUUAUUCUCCACUUCAGCCACAACGCUCUGACAGAGAGAAGUCACUUGGAAGAAGAUCCUUUGUAUAUUGCGUAUGCAGACAUGAUGGCAAAGAGCUGUGCAGAGGAUGAGGAGGAAGAAGAGGAGGAAGAGAAAGAAAAGACUUUUGAGGAAAAGGAGAUGGAAAAGCAGAAGAUCCUGUAUCAGCAGGCGAGGCUGCAUGCCCGUGGGGCCGCUCAGAUGGUGCUGCAGAUGAUCAGCGCCAGUAAAGGUCGUCUGGGCCCGAUGGUGACCUGCACCCUCAAACUGGGAAUCUCCAUCCUAAAUGGAGGCAAUGUGCAAGUUCAGCAGAAAAUGCUUGAUUACCUGAAAGAGAAAAGAGAUGCAGGCUUUUUCAAGAGUCUCUCAGGACUGAUGCAGUCUUGCAGUGUCUUGGACUUGAAUGCAUUUGAAAGGCAGAACAAAGCAGAAGGACUUGGCAUGGUGACAGAUGAAGGUUCAAUCCACACUGAGCGGGGUUCCAAAGUGCUACAGAACGAUGACUUUACUAAAGAUCUGUUCCGGUUUUUGCAACUUCUGUGCGAGGGGCACAAUGGAGAUUUCCAGAACUUCCUGAGAACCCAAACUGGAAACACAACCACAGUCAACAUCAUCAUCAGCACUGUGGACUAUCUGCUCCGUCUUCAGGAAUCAAUCAGUGACUUCUACUGGUACUACUCUGGCAAAGAUGUCAUUGAUGAGACUGGAAAAGUCAACUUCUCCAAAGCUUUAUCUGUUGCCAAGCAGAUAUUCAACUCAUUGACUGAGUAUAUUCAGGGCCCAUGUCUUGGGAACCAGCAGAGUUUAGCUCACAGCAGACUGUGGGAUGCAGUUGUGGGAUUCUUGCAUGUAUUUGCCAACAUGCAAAUGAAGCUGUCUCAGGACGCCAGUCAGAUUGAGCUGUUGAAGGAGCUGAUGGAUUUACAGAAGGACAUGAUUGUCAUGUUGCUGUCUCUGCUAGAGGGUAAUGUGGUGAACGGAACAAUUGGAAAGCAGAUGGUUGACACCCUGAUGGAGUCUUCUAACAAUGUGGAGAUGAUCCUCAAGUUCUUCGAUAUGUUCCUCAAACUGAAGGACUUGACGACCUCUGACAGCUUCAGAGAGUAUGACCCUGACUAUAAAGGCAUUAUCUCAAAAAAGGAGUUCCAGAAGUCAAUGGAGAACCAGAAGCAGUACAGCCAGUCUGAGAUCGAAUUCCUGCUCUCAUGUGCAGAGGCCGAUGAGAAUGACAUGUUCAGUUACAAGGAGUUUGUGGAGCGAUUCCACGAGCCGGCCAAAGAUAUCGGCUUCAACGUGGCAGUGCUGUUGACCAACCUGUCCGAACAUAUGCCACACGACUCCAGACUCACCACCUUCUUAGACCUGGCAGAGAGUGUACUUAGCUACUUCGAGCCUUAUCUGGGUCGUAUUGAAAUCAUGGGCAGUGCAAAGCGGAUCGAGAGGGUGUACUUUGAGAUCAGCGAGUCGAGUCGUGAGCAGUGGGAGAAACCACAGGUCAAAGAGUCCAAGCGUCAGUUCAUCUUUGAUGUGGUCAACGAGGGCGGAGAGAGCGAGAAGAUGGAGAUGUUUGUAAAUUUCUGUGAGGACACCAUUUUUGAAAUGCAGCUGGCCUCGCAGAUCUCUGAGCCAGAUGUGGUUGAACAACCUGAGGAAGAGGAAGAUGAAGAUGGACACAGUAUCCUGGACGAGCUGGCCGGAGAGGAAGAGGGCGCCCUAGAGUCUGCCUCAGCCUUCACCACUGCAUGCCGCUCAGUCAAGAAGAAGAUUGGCAAUGUCCGCCAAGUCUUUUCCGUUAAAAACGUGCGCAAGCAGUUUAAGAAAAUCAAGAAGCUGAGCAUCAAGGAGAUUAUCACAGGCUUCUUCUCCUUUUUCUGGAUGCUCUUCACAGGCUUCUUCAAGGGAAUCUACGGCCUCAUAUUUGGGUUCUUCCACGUCAUCUGGUCCUCCAUGUUUGGCGGUGGCCUGGUUGAGGGAGCCAAGAACAUAAAGGUGACAGACAUCCUCGGAAAUAUGCCUGACCCGACCCAGUUUGGUAUCCAUGGAGAUGUUAUUGAAGUAGAGAAAGUGGAGGCCAUAGAGUCAUCAGGAAGCUUAGAUAUAGCCAUGACACCAGCAGGCGACAUAGCAGAGGUCGACAUGAUGUUGGAGAUGCUGACGAUGCCCAAGAGAGAAGGAGGAAAACAUGUGGAACCGGGCCUGGGUGAUGUUUCUGAGUUGAGUGCAGAGACGUCCACUACUGAUCACAAAAAGAAAGCUGCUGCCAAGCCUGUUGAAACCCCCGAGAGUGAACCAGAGAAAGCAGACACAGAGAACCAGGAGAAAGAGGAUAAGCCAAAGGAGGAGGAGGCUAAGGAGCCAGUGACGGAGGAGAAGCCCAAGACCAGAUCGAGUCUGCCUAAAGAGGCGGCGCCUGUCUUCAUGUCAAGUAUCUUUGCUUUUCUGGACGUCUAUCUGACCAAGAUGCUGAAUUACCUGGCUCGUAACUUCUACAACCUGCGUUUCUUGGCUCUGUUUGUGUGCUUUGCCAUCAACUUCAUUCUUCUCUUCUACAAGGUCACUGGUGAAACCGAUGAAGAAAUAGAUGAUGAAAACCGCUGGGGUGGUGAUGAGGAGGAUGAUGUGAACACACUCUUCGAUAUGGAUGAGUUUGUCCUGCAGGAGAGCAGCGGCUACAUGUUACCAACCCUGCGCUUCCUGGCUAUAUUCCACACUGUCAUCUCCCUCGUCUGUUUGUUCGGAUACUACUGUCUGAAGGUUCCUUUGGUGGUGUUCAAGAGGGAGAAGGAGAUUGCCAGGAAGCUUGAAUUCGACGGCCUCUACAUCACUGAACAGCCGUCCGACGAUGAUAUCAAGGGCCAGUGGGAUCGACUCGUCAUCAACACCCCGUCUUUCCCCAGCAACUACUGGGACAAGUUUAUCAAACGCAAGGUGAUCAACAAAUACGGUGACCUGUAUGGAGCUGAACGCAUCGCUGAGCUCUUAGGAUUAGAUAAGAGCGCUCUGGACUUUGACCCCACAGUGGAGACUGUAGAGAAGGAAGCUUCCCUGCUCUCCUGGCUGAGCUCUAUUGAUACAAAGUACCACAUCUGGAAACUGGGCGUGGUUUUGACUGACAAUUACUUCCUGUAUCUGAUCUGGUACACCACCAUGUCCAUUUUUGGACACUUCAACAACUUCUUCUUUGCUGCCCAUCUGCUGGACAUCGCCAUGGGCUUCAAGACUCUUCGCACUAUCUUGUCUUCUGUCACUCAUAAUGGCAAGCAGCUUGUGCUGACUGUGGGUCUGCUGGCCGUGGUUGUCUAUCUCUACACCGUGGUGGCCUUCAACUUCUUCAGGAAGUUCUACAAUAAGAGCGAGGAUGAAGACGAGCCCGACAUGAAGUGUGACGAUAUGAUGACAUGUUAUUUGUUCCACAUGUACGUGGGUGUGAGAGCUGGAGGUGGUAUUGGAGACGAGCUGGAGGACCCAGCUGGAGACCCCUAUGAGCUUUACCGCAUCCUGUUUGACAUCACCUUCUUCUUCUUUGUCAUUGUCAUCCUGCUGGCCAUCAUUCAGGGUUUGAUCAUUGAUGCCUUUGGUGAGCUGAGAGACCAGCAGGAGCAGGUGAAGGAGGACAUGGAGACCAAAUGCUUCAUCUGUGGCAUUGGGAAUGACUACUUUGACCGGACGCCUCAUGGGUUUGAAACCCACACCUUACAAGAGCACAACCUAGCUAACUACCUGUUCUUCCUGAUGUACCUGAUUAACAAGGAUGAGACUGAACACACGGGUCAGGAGUCGUAUGUGUGGAAGAUGUACCAGGAAAGAUGCUGGGACUUCUUCCCUACUGGAGACUGCUUCCGUAAGCAAUAUGAGGACCAGUUGGGUUAGAGAGGGCAGCUACUAGUCUGGUGCCCCAAACACCCCUCUAUACUUUCCUUUUAUCUGAAAGAGACACUGAACUUGACUUCACCCUGUUAUCCUGAACACUCGCCGGACUUUCUCUGCUGCCAUGGUGUCAAAAUCAAUCAUUUUGAAUUCAGAUACACAAAACAUAAUUUUAAGAAGAACAACUGGACAUUUCAGGUUUGUGCAUCAAAGUCCUCUUCCUUGUUACAGAAAAAAGUCACUUACCACGACGCCUCUUUUAUGCAAAUUCUUAUUUUGAUUCACAUUGCCUUUUCACUUGCUUAACCCCAACCUGUUACACAAUUUGUUGCGUGUAGACAUUUGAUACACGUGGAGGGUUACAGCAUGACAACUGAAUGUUUGAAUAUGCACAAUUUCUAGAUUAAUGCCAGGAUGUUAGUGUCACUUAUUACCAAACCACCUGGAUGGAUGUGUGCUGCUAGCAUUGAUCACUACUGAUCCAGUUAACAUCAAAUGACAUGAGUGAGACCCGAUCUGCCUUUCAAACCUGUCAAAUGAAAUAAAGAGUUACAGAAGAUGGUUCUUCCAGGACCAGGCGAUUUACUGUAGGUGUUUAUCAAGUGCCGAUGUGCCUUAUGAGAAACUAUGCAAAAAAAAAAAAGUAAUCGUUUGUGUUCCUCCUGACACAAGCAGUGCUCUAGUUCUGGAUUAGUUACAAGCAGAUUUAGCUCAAGCUAGUUUUGUGGCUUUUAAAUAAAAUUUCAAAAAAAUUGUUGUAUAAAAUCUAGAUGAUCCUUGUGUAAAUGUUGCUUAGUUUGGUUUCCAAGCUGUGGUGUCCUGCCCGCCUGCACUUCUUUCCACAGUAGAAGAGCCCCACAUCAGAGAAAAAUGAAAAAACAAAACUUCAAGGAUUUAUUGACGACAAAAUGGUUAACUGCUAUUGUAUGGCCAUUUGUAUGUAUGUAGUAGCUUUGGUAAACUGCAUUUCUUUUGAUGAGGGGGAGGAAAUGAAUAAAGUAAUUGACGCAAUAAA